GUAAGAAGGAAUAUUAUAUAUAUAUAACAAAAAAAUUAUAAUAUAUUAUAAAUAUAUAUAUAUUUUUUAAAAUCAGAAUUUAAAAAAUGUUUCUUACGUAUUUGUAAUAAUAUCUGUGAAUAUUACCGUCAGACAGUUUAUUUAACAUUGGCAACCCCCCCACAAAUAUUUUUUGUUGGUUGCUAUGCGGAUGAGGAUCUAAAAGUGGUUAGCAACUUAGGCUAAUGUUAGUCACGAACGGGAUCAUCAUUUUGAGAUUUAUCAGCCGGUGAAGUAGCAAGGGUCUUGGCUAAAUCUUGAAUAAUUUCUGUGACUAUGGCGGAGGGAGCGGGGAUAAAUUCAUUUACCUCCAGGGUUACAAAAAGAGUUAGCAAUGUGAACGCUGCUCCUGCACCCGCAAACAUGCGACGGAAAAGUCGACAACUAAGUCAAAGACGGACUACACACAACCGGGUGGUUCUGGAGCGGGUCCUGGGCAUCACCACCUCUAACGGCAGUGGGCUGGCCUGUGACCCCAACACUGGCCUGGUGGCCUACCCAGCUGGGUGUGUUGUUGUAAUCCUGCACCCAAAGAAAAACAAACAGACCCACAUCCUCAACACUUCAAGAAAAACCUUCACUGCCUUGGCCUUCUCUCAGGAUGGAAAGUAUUUGGUCACUGGUGAGAGUGGUCACAUGCCCUGUGUGCGGGUUUGGGACGUGGCCGAGCAGGCCCAGGUGGCAGAGGUACAGUGCCAUAAGUACGGGGUGGCCUGUGUGGCCUUCUCAACCAACAGCAGCUACAUCGUGUCCGUAGGCUACCAGCACGAUAUGACCGUCAGCGUCUGGGAGUGGAGGAAGGGGACGGUGAUAGCGUCCAACAAGGUGUCUAGCAGAGUUCUGUCCGUCUCCUUCUCUGAAGACAACAGCUACUUCGUCACGGCAGGAAACCGACACGUCAAGUUCUGGUACCUCGACGCCUCUAAAGAGAGACGGGUGAACAGCACGGUGCCUCUGAUUGGCCGAUCAGGAUUGCUAGGGGAACAGAGGAACAGCAUGUUCUGUGGUCUGUCGUGUGGGCGGGGCAACAUGGCCAGCAGCACCUAUUGCAUCACUUCCUCUGGCCUGCUGUGUCAGUUCAACAGCAGGAGGAUGCUUGACGCCUGGGUGGACCUCAAGACCACCUCUGCUCGUUGUCUGUCGGUGAACGAAGUGUUUAUCUUCUGUGGCUGUGCAGACGGUACCGUCCGACUCUUCAGCCCCCAGAACCUUCACUACAUCACCACCCUGCACCGGCCACACUGCCUGGGAGUGGACGUCACACAGGGUCUUCAGCCAGGGCAUCUUUUUGUUGCCGACCCCAAGGCAGAAUACCCAGACACCCUAGCCUUGACCUUUGACCCUGUAACCCGUCACCUGACCUGUGUGUACAACGAUCACAGCGUGUACGUCUGGGACGUCCGUGACAUCAAGAACGUAGGGAAGGUCUACUCUGCCCUCUACCACAGCGGCUGUGUCUGGAGUCUAGAGACAUACCCUGACAUGGAUCUGUCCCGCUCCUGUCUGCCCCCUGGGUCUUUCCUCACCUGCUCUUCAGACAACACCAUCCGGCUGUGGCACAGCGACCCGGGACUGGUGCAGGGAACCAGCUGCCUGCGUAACCUCUACAGCCACGAUCUGUUGAGGAUUGUGUACGUGGGGGAGGAUACCCAACACCUUCAGACGGAUGUGGAGAGAGGAGAGGGGAGCGGGAUGGACGCCAAGUCAGGGAUCAGAGUCCUGGGCAUCAGUCCUGAUGGACAACAUCUGGCGGCUGGAGACCGCAACGGAAACGUACAUAUAUUUGGUCUACAGUUCAUGGAUCAGCUGCAGAAGAUUGAAGCUCACGACUCUGAGGUGCUGUGUCUGGAGUUCUCCCCUGCAGAGACUGGGCUUCACCUGCUGGCGUCGGCCAGUCGAGACCGUCUCAUUCACAUCUUCAACAUGGAGAAGAGCUACAGUCUGGAGCAGACCGUCUAUGACCACUCUGCCUCCAUCACCGCCAUCAAGUUCACUGGAGUCAGCCCAGAGGUCCUCAUGGUGAGCUGUGGUGCUGAUAAGAGUAUCUACUUCCGCACUGCUGAACAGUCUUCGGAGGGUCUGAACUUUGCCCGUAGUCACCACGUAGUAGAGAAGACCACUCUGUAUGACAUGGACCUGGACGCUACACACACACACACCGCCAUCGCCUGUCAGGACCGGAAUAUCAGAGUGUACAACGUGAAGAGUGGCAAGAUGAAGAAGUGUUUCAAAGGUUCUACAAGUGACGACGGAACACUGCUGAAGGUUCAGAUGGACCCCGCUGGGAUCUACCUAGCAACAAGCUGCUCUGAUAAGAGCAUCUGUAUCUUUGACUAUGAGUCAGGAGAGUGUGUGGCCACCUUGUUCGGUCACUCAGAGAUUGUGACUGGGAUGAGGUUCAGCCAGGACUGCAGACACCUCAUUACCAUAUCUGGAGACAGCUGUGUGUUCCUGUGGAGGCUGGACUCCCAGAUGACUAACUCUAUGAGGAAGAGACUGGCUGAGAGGAAACGGACAGCUGGAGUGACGACUACCGCCAAUGCACCGACCAAGGAGCAUCUUAUCCGGAGAGAGACCUUCAUCAGUGUGCCAUUGGGCCACCUCCCCCAGACAGGAGAGGAAGAGGAGGAAGAUGAUCCCAGGACUCCUGCUAGAUGUGACAUCACUCAUGACUUCCUUGCUCUUGACCCCAUGGUUCCACAGACCAACGGCAAACUGCCCAUGUGGGCCAGGAAACUGGGUCCUGCAGCAGGCACCACUGUUCUCCCUGCCGAGCUCCAGCCAGCACACCUCCAGCCGCGCGGGCGCUGGGCAGAGCAUCUCAACCCCCUGGCCAUCCGCUCUGUCCUGGAGACACACAGCCUGCAGCGCCCUCUCUCCCCCACCCCCCGCAGAGCAGAGGGACCAGGAGAGGAGGAGGAGGAGGAGGAAGAUGAGGAGGAAGAUUCAUACUUCCACCCUCAGAGCCUGGACAGCCUGCUUGGAGAGGAGGAGGAAGAGGAAGAUGUGGCAGUGGUGGAGGAGGAGGAAGAUGUGGUGGAGGAGGAGGAAGAUGUGGUGGAGGAGGAGGAAGAUGUGGUGGAGGAUGACGACAACGAAGAUCAGGGUUCUGGGUGUCUUCAGAGGCCUGGGUUUCUGGCCCUACCGGACAGUGACGACAUGUUUGGUCCAGGCCUCAGUAGCUACGUUCUUUACCCGGCUAACAGCACCACGCUGUCCACUGGAGGAGGAGAGGGUGAGUUUGGCCAGCGGCAGCAGGGCUGGGGAGGAGAGGACGAGCUGAGUCCAGACAGCGCCUGUUGUGUUGGUUCUGCAGAGAGCCAGGACCAACCCCAGGAUGAUACUGACUCCCUCAGCCAGGUGAGUUCUACAGGUAGUUCUGGAGUGGAGGAAGAGGAGGAAGAUCCACAGACACUCCUUAGACAACACUUUGACACCAUGGCCAACCACCUGAGCAACGAGGAGAGGUUUGAGACUGACCUGUCCAGUCUGCAGUCUCCACCCAUAGAGACGGAGAGCCUCUUCCUCAACCCCCGAUUCAGCAUCUCUACACGUUUCCUGUCUCGUUUCCAGAGCCGACUCCGUGGUCCUGGUUCUGCCCUGCGUCCUGCUCCUCUCCCGCCCAGCAUCACCGAGGAGCCCAGCAGCCACUCCUCUCCUGACCCGACCCCCAGCCUCAACACUACUCAGGCCAACUCCAAGCAGUUUGUCGUGAGCAGUACUACAGAAUCUGUUCAAGAGGAGAGCCAGACCCCUGUGAGGGGUGCAGAGUGUCAUCCAACGUCUUUAAAGAGGCGCUCCUCUUCGGUCCAGCAGACUCCCCAACCCCGCCAUCCCCUACGCAGCCGCAAAACCAUAGCUGUUCUACACUGGAGAGACACUCUGGGAGAUGUGUCCGAUAAAACCCUGAGGUCUCAGUCUAGUGGUCCGUCAUCAUCAUCCGGCUCCACCCUCAAACCCUCCCAGCCCGGCCUGGACAAGGAGCCCCUGCCCCGGCUGCCUCGCCAGCGUUACAUGGGCACCACCACCAGCUCCAGAGCCAAGAGGUCCCAGGGUGAGGGCCUGAACAUCUCCCCGACUGAGGAGCACCCUGCUGGGGGGAAGAUCAUGGAGGCGAGCGCCUCAUCCCUCCAGGACCUCCAGUACGUUACAGACCCGGAGUGCAAGGAGAAUCUGCCGCCCCCUGUAGUCCCGCCCCCUGUAGUCCCGCCCCCUGUAGUCCAGCCCCAGUCCAGCCCCCUGUAUCCCACACCACCACCCCUUCCUCAGUGGAGCCUCCUUCUCCUGCGGGGAACCACAGAGCCAGAGCAGCUCUCCACCUGGACCUGGCUGUGUCCUCUGACCCCCCCACCCUAACCUUCCCUCUGGCCUCCCACAAGUCCCAGAGGAGGUUUGGAGACUCGACCCGU
Oncorhynchus gorbuscha (pink salmon) is the source of this 4448-nucleotide messenger RNA. It is a transcript of the gene wdr62, whose product is annotated as WD repeat domain 62. The record is from RefSeq and is a predicted model, not a curated record. The transcript has 31 exons. Gene Ontology annotation, molecular function: protein binding. NCBI's taxonomy places the organism in Eukaryota, Metazoa, Chordata, Actinopteri, Salmoniformes, Salmonidae. Bases 316 to 4395 code for a protein of 1359 amino acids.